CAGACCAUUGCACCAAGUGCAAAUGCAGAGGAGAUCGUGAAGACAUGGAUGACAUUUCUGAAAUCUCCUCCAGGUUACCGAUCAUCAUGUCUGCAGGAUCACCCUCCUCCCCAGGUGGACCCAAUGGUAUCAUUAGAAGUCAGUCCUUUGCCGGCUUCAGUACUCAACAGGAGAGAAGGUCCAGGAGUCACUCCUUCAUUGGAAAUAACGGAAUCCUCAAAAAACCACAGGGAAAAUUAAAGAAAAUGAAUGUUUCAGUCCAUAAGAACAACAGCACACCCAAGGAUGUACAACCAAAGCGAAUGGAUGAAAUGUAUGAAGCACUGAAGAAGGGACUAACCGAGUACCUGGAAGUGCACCAAGUAGAGCUGGACAAGCUCACCACUCAACUGAAGGAUAUGAAACGCAACUCCAGAUUGGGAGUUUUGUAUGAACUUGAUAAGCAAAUCAAAGCUAUAGAGAGAUACGUGAGAAGGCUGGAGUUCCACAUCAGUAAGGUGGAUGAGUUGUAUGAGACAUUUUGCAUCCAGAAAAGACUCAGAGAUGGAGCCUCCAAAAUGAAACAGGCUUUUGAGAUGUCGCCUUCGACUAAAGGUGCCCGAGAAAGCCUUUCAGAAAUAAACAGGAGUUACAAAGAAAACACAGAGGCACUGUGCUCACUGGAGGCAGAGAUUGGAAACCUGCUCGGAGAAUUUCACAUUAAGAUGAAAGGUUUAGCUGGUUUUGCCCGCCUUUGUCCCGGUGAUCAAUAUGAGAUCUUUAUGCGUUAUGGUCGUCAAAGGUGGAAAUUAAAAGGCAGAAUCGAAAUAAAUGACCGGCAAAGUUGGGAUGGAGAAGAAAUGAUCUUCUUGCCUCUGAUUAAUGAAUUAUUCUCAAUUAAGGUGUCCGAGUUGAAGGGUCUGGCAACUCAUCUCCUGGUUGGCAGUGUCACUUGUGAAACGAAAGACCUCUUCACAGCCCAACCUCAAAUGGUUGCCGUUGACAUCAAUGACCUUGGAACUGUGAAGCUAAACCUUGAGGUCACCUGGUAUCCAUUUGAUAAAGAAGACCUGACUCCAUCCACUGGCAAUCUGCACAAAGCCACCAGUGUACAGAGGCGUAGUUCCAUAUAUAGCCAAAGCACUCCAGAAACACCGACCUUUGAAGACUUCUCCUUCUUUUCUUCACAGCUUGAGAAUGGUAUCUUUGAUGAUGGGAACUUGACUGGUGAAAAAUCCAUCUCACUUAGCCAUUGUUGUCUUGCAAAUGGCAACUGUAUUACUCAGCCCAAUUUGACAUCCACUAGUCGAGUCUCUUCUCACCCUGAAAUCACUUUGACUCUGCCUGAUACUCAAGAUGAAGACUCUGAAUCUCAGUCUUCAGCAACACAAACAAAUGGUGUCUCAGCAGCUACAGACACAAUAGAGAGAACUGGUGAUCCUCCUUCAACUGAAUCAGAGGUAGUAGCAGAGAUUAAAGACACUGGAGACAUGUCAACUCUGCAAAUGAAAUACCACCAACCACUGUCAGACCAUGAUGGUGAUGUAUUUUUAGAACCCAGUGUCACAGCGGCAAUCCUUCAAGAUUCGGAUGAGAUGUCUGACCUAAAACCAGUUGAAUUGGAUCCCUAUGAAGGUAAUCUAACCAAGCAACUGGUGAAGAGGUUGACUUCAACAGAAAUGGGGCUAGCUUCUGAGAGGCAGGACCCUGAGUGCUUCAUUUCCAGUGAUUGUGCAGGAACACGGUCCACCUCAGGGAUGAGUCUGGAGGAAGCUCUGCAAGGUCUUCUUCUUUCACUGGAACCACACAAGGAGCAAUAUAAAGAACUUCAAGAAUUGGAUCAAGAAGUCAUGCGACUUGAGGACCUACUGAAGCUGACAGAGACGGACUCACAGUUUGGUUCCAUGAUCUUCUCUGAUGUCUUCUGCUUGCAGUGCAAACCAAGUGCUAACCAAAGCAGAGUGUCCAGCUUAAGUCUCACAGUUGAAAACGCUCUAGAAAGCUUUGAUUUCCUGAACACCUCAGACCUCGAGGAUGAUGGUGGUGGUGAUGAUGCUGACAAUGAUGGCUCUGAUUGCUCUGAUGUCGAGGCUCAGAAGAACACUGUAUCAGUGCAUCCAGAUGUCAGAGGUCACCUCAGUGAGGCAUUGACAGAAGACACUGGAGUUGGUACCAGUGUUGCAGGAAGUCCAUUACCACUGACCACGGGCAAUGAAUCUCUUGAUCUGGCUAUCAUUAAGCACUUACAGCACUCUGAACAUCUGUUCCAGGAACUUCUUUCAUUUGAAGAAUAUCCAGUCAUUCGGGAUAGUCUCCUGGAUAAGAUUUCCCAACAGGCUUGUGUGCUAGAAAAUGUGGUUGAGCUCAGCACGGAGAAAUUGGGGAGCAGUGAUCCUGUUUUAGAAGUUCCUCCACUCCUACAGAGACAUCAGGCAUUGCAGUCCAGCUGGUUAGGGAGUUCCACCACAGGAAAUGCAUUUUAUGUGCCCGUGGACAGACUGAUGAAACAAAUAAGAAUCCAGUUUGGCGAAAAUGUGGACAAGACAAGUCCAAGUCAUUGCGAAACAGUCUUUCAAAUACUCAUGAAUCAGAUGCUGGAUAAACCUGAGCUGUUACCUGGCCCCAAUGUAGACGAGGUGAUAACCAUCUGGCAGUUUUCCAACUACCUGACGAGUCUCAACACAUCUGACCUCAGAAGUCACCUGACGCGGCUGGCGAGUGAAGUCUCAAUGCUGCAGAAUCUUCGGUCCUUGCAGCCGGAAAGGAAGUUAGAAAUGUUGAAAGAGCAACCAGCCCAGAACCUUCAACCUUUAGAGGAGACAUUAAAGGUGAUAGCUUUCCUUCUGCUGGAAGCUAACAGUGACCUGGUGCAUGCCACCACUUCCUACCUUGCCACAGCUUCAAUGGACAACACCUUCAGAAAAAAGGCUUUGCUUUAUUACACCAAGGCUAUCAUCCAACCCAAUGUCAAACUCCAGAGGGCAGCUUGUGCGGCACUGAAAUGCAUCAAUGCUUGUGAAAGUAUUGAUGUCCUGGUGGGUCUGUGCCAAUCAACGAGAGAGGUUCUGCGACAAGCAGCUGCUGAAUCGCUCCUCUCACUUGGGGAAGAAGGUCGCCUGGCUUAUGAGCAGCUGGAUAAAGUCCCUCAGGAAAUAGUGCGGCUUGCAGGAAGACGAGGAAAUGCAGUUAGCACUGCCUUCUGAAAGCAAAACUCUGCGACACACCACAGUAUUAGGGACUACUCAGACUGGUGCUAGCUCCAAUGUCUGCCCUGAGCUGAACACUGUGGCAUGGUAGCAAAUGGCAGCGAUCCAGGACAGCACAUCCUGAACCAGGCAGAAACUAUCCUCAAACUACAGUAUGCAUGAUGUCUCACCAUCCAAAGAGCAAGCAAACAAAUCAACAAGAGAGUCAUUUUAUUCAAUUUUUUUUUUACCAAAGUUAUUCAUGCUCCACAGCAAUCACUUUAUUCUGUGUUAAUUUAUUUAGAGUCAAUCGAAAUGUUUUAACUACUGAAUUUCCUGUUCCCUUUUUAAUUUUGAAAUCACACUGGUAUUAUUUGUUUUUUUAUUUGCACAUUUCUGAGAUUGAUUAUCAGGGUAUACAUUGUACAUACAGCAACUCUAGUUAAAGUAUUCUUCCUUUUUUAUUUGCUUUCUGGCAUCCCACAGCUGUAAUUUGGCCCAACAGGUAAAACAAAAGCCAAACAAACAUAGCGAGUGCCUGGUGCAAUGGGGAUUAGUCUUUGAAGUUACAUCUACGGCAGAUGCAGUGCUUCAGCUUUUAGAAUUUAGAAGCAAGGUAUCUUCCGCAGGAUAUGACAAUCAUCAUGUGCAUUUACGGAUAUUGCUCCAGUUACAGGUUGAAAAUACCUAUCCUGUAGGCCACAAUCUCUCCACCAGCCAUACUGCACAUGUAGUUGGGAGACUGAGUGUUACGUUUCAGCAGUGACUGUGUGAGAUCAGGAUUCUAAUGUUAUGAUGCAGGGUUAUCUGCGGAAUAUCAAAUUGACCGUAACCUGAGGACUACAUCAUCGAUGAAUGAACAGGAACAGUGGCUAGAGAGGGGUUGCAGCUACUCAAAUAAUGUAUAAUUAAGUAAGCCGAUUAAAAUUUGAUUUUGUUCCCUUGUCUUUUGGAAGUAAAAGCAGGAAACUUCUUGUUUACCUUAAUGGCAUUUUUAAAAUAAAAAUUUAAAUAUG
Molecule: messenger RNA, 4180 nt
Organism: Pristis pectinata (smalltooth sawfish)
Lineage: Eukaryota; Metazoa; Chordata; Chondrichthyes; Rhinopristiformes; Pristidae
Gene: ripor2
Product: RHO family interacting cell polarization regulator 2
Exons: 22
Coding region: 45-3182 (1045 amino acids)
Source: RefSeq, a predicted model, not a curated record